UCCAAGCUGAAGUGUAUGCGCUGGAGAUCUACUGCAUGCUGCUUGUUCAAAAAAUCCAUCCCUCUUAUGGUACCAUAAGAAGGUAAUAUUGGCAAAGAAAAGUCAAACUCCUAGGGAGGAAAGGAGCAGAUGCAUCAUCAAUGCUGGUUGUUCUUGGAAGACGAGGAAACGGCAGGUACUCAAAACUGAGGGCCGAAACUCUCAUACUUGAGGACCAGAACUAGUUUCCUCCUUCCCUUCUACUUUUGUUUGAGUCUGAUGGUGGAAUGAAUACUUCAGCAAUAGAUCAUCCCAAGGUUGAUCACGCAAAACAAAUCCUAAUUGAUUAGUAACAUCGAACGUACUAGAAACCCUUUUCAGUAUGUGUUAAUUUCACCCGGUAGCUGAAACAAAUUUUCCGUUUGUAAUCGCGAGCUUUAAAAAAAAAAUCCGCAUAUAGCGAUGUUACUUUCCAGCGGUUUAUCAUUUGCAUUAAAAAGUAACCUUUUUUAUUUUGCUGGUAUAAAUACCCAAUCGCCAAUCGGCGCCGGGGUUAAACGAGCAAAAUGGCGCCCCGUCUCCUGAUCGCCGCCGUCGUCUUGAUAUCGAUUAAACCUGUUGAUCGAACCAACGCUGAAAUCCUCACAGAAGUAAGAAGUGAGAACCUACCCCCUCUGCCCACCCCCGAAAGCUUCCUCUCGGAAUUACUGAACGUCACCGUCAAGAGCGUCUACAAGGUUGCGAAAGCGUUCGAUUUCAUUAAUGACGAUUGCUCCAAAUACGUCCACCUCUUGUGGUACGAAAAGGACGGCUCUUACAAGAACUACUCGCUUGACUCCGAUCAAAUUCCCACCGACUUGUCGGGGGAGCUUAAGGUGAUCAUACACGGCUGGAGAUCCCAAGGUAACAGUUCGUGGAUACGAGACAUGGCGACCUCGUUUCAGCAAAUAGGGGUCGCCAACGUUUUGGCUGUCGACUGGUCGAGCCUGGCGGCACAGAAUUAUCUAUCGGCCGCUGCUGCCACGAAGAAGGUAGGCGAACACGUCGCCGAGGUAAUUUGGGGAAAGAUUUUCGCCGCUCAAACUGACUAUUUCAAUAACUUGCACGUCAUCGGGCAUUCCUUGGGAGCUCACGUGGCGGGCUUCGUCGGGAGGAACCUCGUGGGCUACUCCAACGGCACCCAGAUAUCCAAAAUCAGCGGUCUCGACGCGGCGGCGCCCCUAUUCGAGAUUCCCGUGGCCAUACCGAGCGUGUACAGACUGACUUCCGACGACGCCCAGUACGUCGAAGGUAUCCACACCAACGCGGGGUUCCUCGGGUUCUUGAGCCCAUUCGCUACCGUCGAUUACUACGUGUCUUUCGGUGGUCCCAUCCAACCGGGUUGUUUGGAAGGGAUAGACUUGAUCGGCGCUUUUAUUUGCAGCCACGGAAAGGCCUACGAGUUUUACACCAGGACCAUCACUUCCGACCAGUACCUGGCAAGAGCUUGCAGCAGUUCGCUAUUGGCGUUUAUAGGUCUCUGCAAUAAGAACCCAGUGGUGAUCGUGGGAGAGCAUGGUAAUGCCACAGAAGCCGAGGGUCAAUUUUUCGUGCUCAUUGACGACGAGCUCGACCCUAAGUUCCCCGUGAAAGGGAAAUAGGCGCCAGCUUGGGGACAAGCGUUCUUGCGCACUUUGGCAUUUUUGUACAGUGGCAUCAUAAUUCUAAUUAUAAUGUAGAUGUAUAUUUUUCAAUAAAGA
Messenger RNA from Cylas formicarius (sweet potato weevil), 1718 nucleotides. Its product is annotated as phospholipase A1 3-like. Bases 546 to 1619 code for a protein of 357 amino acids. Lineage: Eukaryota; Metazoa; Arthropoda; Insecta; Coleoptera; Brentidae. The record is from RefSeq and is a predicted model, not a curated record. Gene Ontology annotation, molecular function: lipase activity. The transcript is spliced from 4 exons.